This is a messenger RNA of Pyrus x bretschneideri (Chinese white pear), 984 nucleotides long. RefSeq lists its product as uncharacterized. NCBI's taxonomy places the organism in Eukaryota, Viridiplantae, Streptophyta, Magnoliopsida, Rosales, Rosaceae. The record is from RefSeq and is a predicted model, not a curated record. The transcript has 2 exons. Bases 1 to 984 code for a protein of 327 amino acids.
AUGUUUGCUGAAGCUUUCAGGGCAUUUAAUAUAGCUGAACACAUGCUUGAUCACUUAGUUUCUCCUCUGAUAAGCUAUUCCGAUGAUGUCGUGCAACUUUUAGGGAGCGUGCAUUUACCCUUCACCAUCAGUACAAACGCUUACAUAUCCACUAUCACCACUAACUUCCUGGUGGUUGACUGCCUAACAGCAUACAAUGUCAUCUUUGGGUGCACAGACAUCAAUGGUCUCGAGGCCAUGGUAUCCACACAUAUGUUGUUGAUGAAAUUUCCAACCCUCUAUGGCAACGGUUACAUCAAAGGAUAUCAACUUAGUGCACGAUCAUGUUACAACACUUCAGUCAAGCAACAACACUUGCUUGUGCCCAAAGAAACACUUUUUAUACAUGACCAAGUUAUAAAGACCAGCUUGAACAAAGCCAACUUGGAUCUUCACGGUGGUAACAGUCAACCCGACGAUCCUCGAGAUGAUUCUUUCACCCAGCAAGCACAACCUGCUGAAGAGUUGGAGAAAAACACUGAAGUCUUCGCCUGGUCAUACGAAGACAUGCCAGACAUCUCUCCUGAUAUCAUUUAUCAUCAUUUGAGUAUUGAUCCCAAGACCAAGCCGGUGAGACAGAAGCAAAGAUCUUAUGAUGCUGAACGAUACGAGGCAAUAAAGGCAGAAAUUGAAAAACUCAAAAGCAUAGGCUUCGUCCGUGAAGUCAAUUAUCCAAUGUGGGUAGCAAAUGUGGUCCUUGUUAAGAAAAAUCCGACCAAAGAAAGUCUCUUACUUCAAAAGAUCUUGUGGAGAAUGUGUGUUAACUACAUCGACUUAAGCAAAAGAUGCCCGAAGGAUAACUUUCCCCUUUCUCUCAUUGAUAGACUUAUAGACUCUACAGCAGGGUGUGAACUCUUGAGCUUCAUGGAUGCUUACUCAGGGUACAACCAAAUCCUCAUGAACCUUUCGGACCAAGAACACACGGCAUUCACUACUGACAGAUGA